This is a messenger RNA of Pseudovirgaria hyperparasitica, 630 nucleotides long. RefSeq lists its product as uncharacterized. Bases 17 to 541 code for a protein of 174 amino acids. NCBI's taxonomy places the organism in Eukaryota, Fungi, Ascomycota, Dothideomycetes, Acrospermales, Acrospermaceae. The transcript has a single exon. The record is from RefSeq and is a predicted model, not a curated record.
CUUUGGAACAAUCAAUAUGACCUCCCGUCCGGAGGGCGAAGAUACGAUCCGUCUCAUGCCAUUCGUCGCUCUUUACGUUGCAAUCUGCUGUGUGCGUCCAGCUGCAAAGAAGAUCAUCUUCACGGGCCUGACUCCACGAGUAUACUGGUACCUCACCAACGUCUGGGCAAUGUAUCAGGGCCGACUGGACGCAGGACAAUCACACCCGCUGGGACGCCAUGACCUGUAUCUCCUCAGUAUGGGGGACGAGGCUGAUAUAUUCACCUCUCUUGUAUAUCUCUGGUGCCACGGCAGCAUUGUCAAGCGACGUGUCGUUCCGACUCCGGAACAUAUGUCGGCCGUGUCGCCUGCAUCGCAGACCAGCGUUGUGGAUAACCGGGCUGGCAUCUGGCAUGGCUUGCUUGGAUCGAGGACAAUCUUCCCAGACAGUGCAAGCGUCCUAGACCGGCUGAGACCAGGUGGAUGGGCAUGGGAGGAAAUCACCGACGAAGUCGCGCGUUCCCACGAGUGGGAAUUCAAGUGUUCUGAUAUGGAUGUUUAGGAACGACCACCUUGCCCCCAACGAGGGGCUGAGCCUUGCGCUAUCAUAUACGCUUAUCACAAAAGUUCCCUUCCUCCCCCCAAUAUCAA